This is a messenger RNA of Mastomys coucha (southern multimammate mouse), 3810 nucleotides long. RefSeq names its product enhancer of zeste 1 polycomb repressive complex 2 subunit (gene Ezh1). Bases 138 to 1901 code for a protein of 587 amino acids. Gene Ontology annotation, biological process: chromatin remodeling. The record is from RefSeq and is a predicted model, not a curated record. The transcript has 20 exons. NCBI's taxonomy places the organism in Eukaryota, Metazoa, Chordata, Mammalia, Rodentia, Muridae. Gene Ontology annotation, molecular function: protein binding; histone H3K27 methyltransferase activity.
GCGCAGGGGCGUGGCCGUAGCGCGCAGGCGUUCUCGUGGCGGGUGUCUGCGUCUCAGGAUGGAGGGUCUUGCCAUUCGUCUGAAGAACAGAGGUACAUUAUAAAGUCCAACUUUUUCUGCUGCAUUCCGUGAGGAAAAUGGAUAUAGCAAGUCCCCCAACUUCCAAAUGUAUCACAUACUGGAAAAGAAAAGUGAAAUCUGAGUAUAUGCGGCUUCGGCAGCUCAAACGGCUCCAGGCAAAUAUGGGAGCAAAGGCUCUGUAUGUGGCAAAUUUUGCAAAGGUUCAAGAAAAAACCCAAAUCCUCAAUGAAGAGUGGAAGAAACUUCGAGUCCAGCCUGUUCAGCCAAUGAAGCCCGUGAGUGGGCACCCUUUCCUGAAGAAGUGUACCAUAGAGAGCAUUUUUCCAGGUUUUGACAGCCAGGAUAUGUUGAUGAGGUCUCUGAACACUGUUGCAUUGGUUCCGAUCAUGUAUUCCUGGUCCCCUCUCCAGCAGAACUUCAUGGUGGAGGAUGAGACGGUUUUGUGCAAUAUUCCCUACAUGGGUGAUGAGGUGAAGGAAGAAGAUGAGACGUUCAUCGAGGAGCUGAUCAAUAACUAUGAUGGCAAAGUCCACGGUGAAGAAGGUAGUGGUCCUGGGCUCCCUAGUUCCAAGAAACAGUUUCCAAAUGACAUGAUCUUCAGCGCCAUUGCUUCCAUGUUCCCUGAAAAUGGUGUCCCUGACGACAUGAAGGAGAGGUACCGAGAGCUGACAGAGAUGUCAGACCCCAAUGCACUUCCCCCUCAGUGCACACCCAACAUCAAACGUAAGAACAAGGAAAUCAAGAUCGAGCCAGAACCAUGUGGCACAGACUGUUUCCUUUUGCUGGAAGGGGCAAAGGAGUACGCCAUGCUGCAUAACCCUCGGUCCAAGUGCUCUGGGCGCCGCCGCCGAAGGCACCCAGUGGUCAGUGCUUCCUGUUCCAAUACAUCAGCCUCUGCUAUGGCUGAAACUCAUGGCACCUAUUUCAACAACUUCUGCUCAAUAGCUAGGCUUCUGGGGACAAAGACAUGCAAACAGGUCUUUCAGUUUGCAGUCAAAGAAUCACUUAUCCUGAAGCUGCCAACAGAUGAGCUCAUGAACCCUGCACAGAAGAAGAAAAGAAAACACAGGUUGUGGGCUGCACACUGCAGGAAAAUUCAGCUGAAGAAAGAUAACAAUUCUACACAAGUGUAUAACUACCAACCCUGUGACCACCCGGACCGUCCCUGUGACAGCACAUGCCCCUGCAUCAUGACCCAGAACUUUUGUGAAAAGUUCUGCCAGUGCAGCCCAGACUGCCAGAAUCGGUUUCCUGGUUGUCGCUGUAAGACUCAGUGCAAUACCAAGCAAUGUCCAUGCUACUUGGCAGUUCGUGAGUGUGACCCUGACUUGUGCCUCACCUGUGGGGCCUCAGAGCACUGGGACUGUAAGGUGGUGUCUUGCAAAAACUGCAGCAUCCAGCGUGGCCUCAAAAAGCACCUGCUGCUGGCCCCUUCCGAUGUGGCCGGAUGGGGCACCUUCAUCAAGGGGUCUGUGCAGAAGAAUGAAUUCAUUUCUGAAUAUUGUGGUGAGCUCAUCUCUCAGGAUGAGGCUGAUCGUCGAGGGAAGGUUUAUGAUAAAUACAUGUCCAGCUUCCUCUUCAACCUCAACAAUGAUUUUGUAGUGGAUGCUACCCGGAAAGGAAACAAAAUUCGCUUUGCAAACCAUUCAGUGAACCCCAACUGUUAUGCCAAAGUGGUCAUGGUGAAUGGAGAUCACCGCAUUGGGAUCUUUGCCAAGAGAGCAAUUCAGGCUGGCGAAGAACUCUUCUUUGAUUAUAGGUACAGCCAAGCUGAUGCCCUCAAGUAUGUGGGCAUCGAGAGGGAAACGGACGUCUUCUAGCCCUCUGGGCCCCGUGCCAGUGCUGUGGUGGCAGCACUGUCAUGGCUUCAGGCAUACACCACUGCUGCUCCAGCUCCUGCAAUGUCUUCCACGCUGAGAAACCCCACCCACCCUGCAUAACUAGGCCUCCACUUUAUUCCAAGGGGACACACUGCCUCAGUGAGAGGGGAAACAGAGGCAGUGAAGACCUGGUGUCCCAGGAGAGUUCAGAUGUGAGAAGCUGUACUUCCAUGUCAGAGGAGGAGAUCGUGGGCUUGGGAUGAUGUCAGUGCUUGAUUUUUCCUCAGCUCCCAAGCUGUGGGCCCUCAGGAAUCAACCAGUGCUACCAUUUUAGCUUUCUCAAUCAAGAGUUCUUAUGUCCCUGGCUGUCAGGCAUUGCUAAGUGGAAUCAGGUCCCUGGAGCCUACAGGUGCUCUGGGUUAAAGGUGAGCCUGGCAAGCAUUGCAGGCAGAACUCAAAGGGAGAUGUGUCUUCAUGACAUCAAAGCAGGAAUUUAAGCAUACAGGAAGGGAAACUAAGUUCCCCCAUCCUGUGAACAUAGAGCCAGCUACACCCUAGGAAAAGGCCUGUCCUAUAGAUUAUGGGGAUAGUAGGGCUUUUUCUCAGGCUCCCAGAAGCAUGUGCCAGUGACCCACCUCCUUCCAAAGUUCUGGCUCAGUGGCAGCAUGCCUAAGCUGUGGCUGAGCAUGGGGCUGGUCUGGUGGGAGGAAGUACUCUGGGUCGGUGAAGCUGCAGUCGUCCCCAGGCCCUCCAUUCCUCAGAUGCUUAUCCGUGGAGCAGCUUUACUGCUUUCAUCAGGGUAGCUGGGUCUAAUUUAGACUGGAGGGAGAUGUGACUGGUCUGGUUUACUCCGUCUGUAGUACCUGCUGUUGGCUGUGUUUGCGGGUGGGUGAGGGGUGCCAUUGAGCAUUUAGGAGGGUGUUACAGUGCAGGGGAGACUGGCAGGCAGACCACCAUUCUCUGGGAUUCAAAGAGAACAAAGCACUUUAACUCUCUUUUAGAAGGUUUAUAGAUUGGAGUGGAGUUUGAGCCAAGUCUCUGCCCGAAUCCCACUUCUGAAGGAGGAAGAGGAGAGUGGAAGAUUCUGCAGUUCUGUCUCAUCUUCUGAGAGGCAGGAGGAGCUGGCUUGACACAAGAACAAAAACUAGUCAGCAUAGCUGCCUUGAGUCUGGUGUGCUGAGAACAGGGGCGUGUUCUGGAAAGGGCUUGGGUAGAUAUAGACUGCCCUAGGUAGUGUUAGAAUGGGGGACAAGCUUCUUGCUUCCUGGAGGGCCAGAGCUCCUCUGUGGUUCUUGCUAAACAUUUCCUUCUCCCACCAAAGAAACGAAACCAGGCUCCCUUCUACCACACUGCCUCUUAGAGAUUUGCAUGGGGCAUGCAUGCUUGUGCACAUACACACUCCUUCACUACACUGGUAGGUCUGUGUGUACCUCACCCUCAGCACACACCCUACAGUUCCUGACAGUAGCCUCUCCCCACACAGUUCUGAAAUUGAUAUCUGCCAGUGGUUUGUGUCUAUUGUAUGUAUCAGGGAUACCUUCAAGCCUAACUAUAGGCUUUGAAUUACUCAUUCUCUGGGAAACUAGAGACAGGUGGGGGAGGACUGGUCGUGAGGAAUGCUUUAAAACAUGUUGGCUCUAGACUGACCUCAGCAAGCAUCACUGGCAGCCCCUCGUCCCGCAGUUCAGGCUAAACUGCUCUUCCAGCCGCCCAUUCUUGGUUCCUGCUGUCCUCAACUGACGGGUUUCACCCCUCCUCUCCACUUCUGCCCCACAUCAUGUAAGAUGAUAAAGUGAGGGCUGUGGACUGGUGGGGAACUGCCGUACAUGUGGCUUUAUUGCCAGUGAAUUUCUUGCACUUUAAAGUCCUGUGGCUUGUGACCUCUAUCUAAUAAACUGUUAAGAGUCCA